Molecule: messenger RNA, 5849 nt
Organism: Vidua macroura (Pin-tailed whydah)
Lineage: Eukaryota; Metazoa; Chordata; Aves; Passeriformes; Viduidae
Gene: FAM217B
Product: family with sequence similarity 217 member B
Exons: 5
Coding region: 193-1764 (523 amino acids)
Source: RefSeq, a predicted model, not a curated record
GCUACCGCUGCCGCUGGCGACGGACGCCGAGUACGGGCAGAAUCACAUCGGGAGGAUUUUGUUUGUCGCCAGCAUCUCCAGGACGUGAGGAUGUUUGCAUUGGAUAUAUCGUGUCUUGCAAAGCCAAAAGACUGGAGCCGUUUGAAGAUUAUGUAACAGUAAAAGUGCAGAUUCCCUUUGGAAAGAGGAAUAAUGGGACCAGGCAUUCAGGAAUAUCCCUUAUUACUGCACAGAGAGACACAGCAGAAGGAAAGCCACAGCCACACCAAUGAAAACCACAAAGGAAUGGUAAAUAAUGGAAAAAGCCAUCCAAGCACCAAAGGACUGUAUAAACCAAUUUCUUAUGUGAAAUCUCCUCCUGGAAGAUUAGGUAAAAAUGUAUCAAGUGCCAUUGAAAAGAUUUCCCAUGACACUCAAGAUGGUUACCAACCAAAUGUUUAUAAGAAGGGAAGGAACCAGGUGGAUGGCAAUAAUCAGUCAAAAAGGAUCCCAAGUAUUUGCAGCUCACUGCACAGUGCACAAGGACCAAAGAGGAGUCCCCCAGAAAGAAGGCAAAACGAAUCCUUCCUGCACAGGAGCCCCCCAGAAAGAAGGCAAAACGAAUCCUUCCUGCACAGGAGUCCCCCAGAAAGAAGGCAAAACGAAUCCUUCCUGCACAGGAUCCCCGCUGGCACAAAGGGCAGCACACAAGAAAAUUUCUGUAGGGCUAAGGAUGUCCCAGUGCAGCAUUUUUAUUGCAGUAAAAAAGAACAGUUGGGGAAGAAUCACAAAGAAUAUAUGUCUGAAGCCAGUCCAGGCUCUUCGAAAUGGCAAGAAGCAUCUGUAGGUGAAAUGUUUCUUGAUUUUGAGUCGGUACAAAUUAUUAAAGAAGAUGCAGAAGAUGAUAGUGCCAGUGACCUCUCUGACUCAGAAAGGAUUCCCAUUCCCCCCUCUCCCUGCACUCCCCCAGAACUCAUCCUCAGAGCUGAAGAGAUCGACCCAGUUUGUUUGGAACACAUCCCUGAAAUGGGAUUUAAAGAAUCUGAAUAUUACUACCCCGACUUCCUCCCACCCCCUUUCAACUCGUGGGACCUGAAGCAGCUGGCCACCUUUGUCCACGUGGAAGGGAAAACCGAUUUCCGCCCCAAGCCCACGGGAUCCCUGGAGAAGUACAUCGAGCGCCUGGUGCAGCUCGAGUGGCUGCAGAUGCAGACGGUGCAGAGCGAGAGGGGCAGGGCCACCAAAGCUCGGCCCCAGACUGCCCCCGGCCCCACCCGUGCCCUCAAGAGCCCCGGAAAAGGCAAAGCCUUGCUCAGCCCUGUGCCCAGCAGGCAGGCAAUGCCCCAGGAAAGUGUAACCAGGCUGCCCAGGAGCUGUUUGGGUCACAGGGCAGAGCUGUGCUCUGAGCAGGCUCGCCAGGUGCGUUCCCAUCCAGGUCACCUGAAAGUUCCUGAGAGAAUGGGGUGUGCAGCAUCUUCUCAGAGGCAAACUGGUGAUGUGAGGAGUGAACUGAAAAAGCAGCAAAAAACUGCAAAGCAGCAGCUUCUCAGUCUGCAGCCCCCCGAGAGCAGCUCUAAAAUCCAAAGUGUUGGUAACAUCAGACCCCCUAAGCAAACCCCAGCGUUCCACGGUGCAGCUGCUCCCAUCAAAGGCUUAAAAACAUAUGUGUGUACAAAUCCAAAGAAAAAUGGCAAUGUCAGCAAUUAUGUUCCUCCUAAAAAACCAACAGUGGACAGGAAAAUAAAAACAAAUGGCACAAAGCAAACACCAGGCAAAUUUCAGUGAGGGAAAAUUCAUUAGUGAACAUUGAUGCUUCUUGACUGCUAGAAAGCAUCUGGCCAGUGCAGAAUAGUUUUUUUUUUUCUUCAUAGGAAGAUCCUGAGAAAAAUGUUCCUGACACGUGGUUUUGAGUCAGCACUGCUCAUUUCUAUAGAUUUGAUCUUAAGCCAGCAGGAAAUGUUUUCUCUGAAGGCAAAUGUCUUCCAUUGGUCGUUCCUCAAAAAUAUUUAUAAUUGCCUAAUGAAGAUAACAGUAGCACAGUGUGAAGUUUAGAGAAGUAUAGAAAACCCUGUCUGCACCAGCUGAGUGUUCCUUGUACUUACCCUGCUGGGUGUGAGGGAGUAGGGUCCAUGCUCUUUCUCCUUGCCCAGAUGUGCUUUUUGUAAGACAGGUUUGAUUUUGGUGUUUUUAUAAAACAAUGGAGCAUGUUAUCUAUGCAAAGUCAACUCUAAUUCUUCACAGAAGAUGAUGAAUUGGAUUUUUUGGAUGAAAUAGGUAUUAUUUUUUGAGAAGAAGAUGAAUGAAGAAAAUGUUUUGAAAUAUUUUAAUGCAGAAAGAAUCCUUUUUAAGACAAAGUGUUAGGGACCAGACAGCUUCAAUAACGACAGAUUAAGAAAAUUGAAUGUGUAUUUUUAUACCCUGGAAUCUUCACUGUGUUUACAGACAGCUUUCCUGGAAGUUCAUUUUAUAGACCUUGAUGCUUUUUGUCAUUUAGGGGAAAUGACCAGAUUUCAAAUUGCACAUGGAUAUAUUUGAGUGAUGGAAACUAAGGCUUUUAGCAGAGACUGUAUGGCCUAGUUUUCAGAACUGGUAGCCUCUCAAAAACCAGACUUUUAAGGGAGUUUAAAGUUUAAAGGGUGUUGUAAGUUCAAGUAAAGAUAUAUUUUGAUACAGAAGAUACCUAUUUUUAGUCACCUGAGAUGACUCUUAUUUAUCCUGUGGUCCAGUCUAGCCUGGUUUCUUAAGGUUUAGGGAGGCGAGAUGGGGAAAUGUCCUGCAGAAAGAAAUUGUACAGCCAGGAUUGGGUCCUGUCCUUGGGCCUUCUGUCUUCUCUUGUGUCUGUGAGCUACAGGAGAAUACAAAGGACAGUCCUGAGAAUAUUCAAGUGUCACUUGAUCUAUUAGAAUUUCAAAUCAAUCACAGCAGCUGGGGACAGGAUCUUGUUAAGAUAAAAUUCUAAAGAAUGUUUUUUUACUUUCACUUUAAAAUCCUGGUCAGUGUAUUUUCCUCCUCAGCCACCAGUCCCAGUCUUCAUGAGAAGUGAGCUGAGGUGUGAUGGGCCAGAUUCUGCAAGAGGAUCCUUCACAUUGUGAUAGAAAAUGAAAAAGUAGCAAAUACUGAAGCGUACAUUAUGUAUAUAGCUAAAUUGCACUUCUCUUGGUGAGCUCAUCUUGGUUUUAAGAUGCUUAGCUGUUUCUAUCUUUCAUUGUGCCUACCAGAUCUUCAGCUUUGUAAAAUUUCAAAGCAUGAAUUUAUUUGUAGUUUGAAAAGUGAGAAUAUUAAGAAAUGUAGUAAUAAAGUAGAAUAUUUUACAGUACAUAAAAAAACAUUGCUCAGGAACAGUCUAAGAAAUAUUUUUAGUGUUUUUUUUCCUAGUCUACUGGAGACCAAAUGUGAAAUUUUGAAUUGGUAAAGGAAACGAAUGUAAUAGACAGUAUUACAUGUCCGGAAUCAGUAUUUGUAAAGUUACACUUAAUAUGAAUUGUAGUUGCAUGUACAUUCAGCUCUAUGCAAUUCAAGUGAAACUUAAUCUGAGAUGCUCAAAGACCAGAGAAGGUGGCUGUGUCAGAGGUGUGGUGGCACUCAGGAUGGGACUGAACACCAGCAGCUGCAGAGGACCAGCACAUCCCAGUGUUGCUGUUUCACCCUUUUGUUUUGGUCCAGCCUCACGUAUUUCAGCUUCUUUAGAUGAAAGGUUCCUGCACCCAGUGCUAGUAUUUCAAGCUCUGGCCAAAUUCUGCUAGCCUGCAUUAGCCAAGUUUUCCUGAUUCACAGGAACAGUAGUGAAAAAUAGGAGAAAAAUUGGAAAACCCGGACCUGAUUCCAGCCGGAGUCCGGAAUGGAGUCAUCAAGUUGGAAAACCUGGACCGGAUUCUGGCCAAAUUAUGGAAUGGACUCUGCAAAAGCCAGCAAAAGCGAAAACCCAGUCUGGAUUUUGGCCGGGGUCUGGAAUGGAGUCAGCAAAAGUGAAAACCAGAGAAAAUAGGAGAGAAAUCGGGGAACUGCUUUGCCAAUAAUCAGGAUUUGAAUGCACUGUUCUAGUUCACUGUUACAAGCACAAAAGCUGAGGUGAGCAGGAUCCAGGCAAUAAUCAGAAGAACAGUUUAAAAAAAAAAAUGCUGUUAGAUGCAGUAAAUAAUUUAGCAUGUUGUUAUAGCAUCGAAUAUGGCUGGAUGCUAAAUUUUCUAAAUUGGAGCUUUCCUGGCUUGUAAGGAGGGCAUGUAGAUACAGGCACAUUUUGCAUGAUGACUUCUCUAAGAAUAAAUAAACCCCAUUUCAACCAGCAGUGAGCAGAGCAAAGGUGAUUGGCACUGGGAAAAGUCUUUUGUCACAGAGGUAGGAAAGUUUUAAUGUAGUGUUUGUCAUCUUAUGGACACCAAUCUGUCGUUGGAGACUAAAAGGGGAAGCAGGUGGAGGUGGUGGUGGCACUUUAAAGAAGUCUGAAAACUUGUUCAUCACUGGGCUCCACGUGGGAUGUGGCCAAGUAGGUUUGUCCCACGUGAUAAUCACACCAGUCUAAUUUCUGUCAUUGAUUUGAUAUUUCUGACACACUUGUCUUUGUUCAUACACAGAAACAGCAAUUCUGUGUUUUCCUCAACAAAGAGCUCUUGGCCUGAGCAGACCUGCAAGGGCGGGGUUUUAUCCUGUUUCCAUUUUAACUUCACCAUGUUCUGGGCCUACAGAUGAAAAGAGUUCCUUUUAUGAAGAGGACUAUGGUUUAUAUUUCCUUAAUUUUCUAUUGCGGGAUAUUGUCUGUAGAAGCACUUCUGAACAGAGCAGAACAAUUUAUUCCCUCAAACACAUUCAGUUUAAAAUUAAUUACUUAAGAUACUUCCACAGCACCGUGGUUGUGUGGCUAUUAGCCUUUUUUUUACAAGGUUCAGCAAUAUGAUCAUAAGUGCUAAGCCUAGCACUGGUGAUGCUUCUUGAAGAACAGAUUACUGUGAUGUGAGAUAUUUAAACAGAGUGAUUUUUUUUUUUUUUUUUGCUACAGAAUGUAAAGGUUUAGUGUUCUGCAGUAUUACCUACAGAACAAAUAUGCUCAGGUUGUAUUUCAAAUAAACAGCCACAUUCUGCUGCAGUUGCAUGAGUAUAAACUUUGAACAACUCAGUUAUUUUCAGUGAAAUGACCCUGUUAGCAGAUGUGAAGAAACAGAAUUUCACUCCAAUGUGUAUAAACGGUUUUCCUUGGUAAUGCUAAUGUAUUCUUUGUGCAUCACAUGAGGAAAUUUAAAGCAAUAUUGUUUUUCUCUUGCUGUGUUCCUUUUUUUCUCCAUUGCUUGCAUCUCAUACUGAGGGCAGUGAUUUUCCCAGCUCGUUGUCAGUUGGAUACAGCAGGAUAAUGCUGCAGGGAGAGUUGUGCUGACUCCAAUGGGCUAAGCUGUCCUGUUUGACUCCAGGCUCUGAGAUCUGCCCUCAUCCUGUCACUGUGUCCUUUCGGUGUUUCAUUCAUUGUUGUUGGAGGUAACUUUGACAUUGUAUUUACUGUUUAAAGGAUCUUGUUAGAAUUCUGGGAGAAUUUUGACAGUUUUUUCAGCCAGUAUGUGCUUUUUUGGAGCUGAUACAUAAAAUUUCUACAGUAUGAAAUUGCCUAGAAUGCACUAUUCUUUGCCUUAUUUUAAAGGUAUUGAGCCUUUGUUGCUCCCAUUGCAUUAGUGGUUUUUCAUCUGAAAAAUAAACAGCCCACACUGGAAAACACUGAACUUGUUUAACUGAGGAUUUGCAGACCAGCUUUUGAUGUUGGUAUUAAUGUAUUCUUAUUUAUUUGAACUUUUUGUGGAUAUUUUUGCUAGCAAUUCCUUGGGAAAGUGAUCUUGUCAUUCAAAGGUCUCGUAUAUUUGCUACAAUAAAAGUGAGAUACUGCCCUGUUU